Messenger RNA from Bombus huntii, 2663 nucleotides. Its product is annotated as ubiquitin domain-containing protein 1. Gene Ontology annotation, molecular function: protein binding. The record is from RefSeq and is a predicted model, not a curated record. The coding region runs from base 272 to 994 and encodes 240 amino acids. NCBI's taxonomy places the organism in Eukaryota, Metazoa, Arthropoda, Insecta, Hymenoptera, Apidae. The transcript has 5 exons.
AAAAGCCAAUCAUCAAUAUGCAUAGGAAGAACAAUCAUGGUAAUUAAUACAUACCUAAGGCGAUCUCUUGGCACGUUGUGUCCAGUGCCUGAUCGUCUUCAAAAGCAGUAAGAAAUCUUUCUUCAGAAACGGUACUUGUUAGGUUACUGAAGAUUCGAUUAUAGCGCCUCUAAUGGUACUGAUUUAUAAUUUAGUGGAUAAGAUGGACGAAAAUGGCAUGUGAGGUGUUGUUAAAUUUCAGUGAAAUGUUUGGUUACACUAGCCAUCUAGGAUGGGAGGCUGCAUAGGCAUAACGAGGGCAAGAAAUGCCUCUGUCGACAACAGUACGGGAAAUUCCACGAGAGUAAAUUCAGGAAAUUCAAGGAAGAAUCAUCCAUUAUGCCAUGAGGCAAUUAGGUGGAAAUCAGAUGUACCUUUGACAGAAGGACAGCUAAGAAGUAAAAGAGAUGAAUUUUGGGAUACUGCACCUGCAUUUGAUGGACGUAAAGAAAUAUGGGAUGCAUUAAGAGCUGGGGCAACGGCAGCAGAGGCCCAGGAUUAUCAAUUAGCACAGGCUAUAUUAGAUGGAGCUAAUAUUUCUGUGCCAAAUGGUUUUUUAACAGAAUGUUAUGAUGAAUUGGGAACCAGAUAUCAAGUCCCUAUUUAUUGUUUAUCAUAUCCUAUUAAUAUUGUAAAAGAAGAUAGUGGAAGAGAUUCUCCUGCUGAUUGUUCAGAACCUAUUGAUAGUGGAGUUGAGCAGACAUUGAAGCUGAGAUUAUCAACUACAUUAGGAGAAGUUAAAUUGCCUGUUUACAGUAAGGACACUAUAGCUACUGCUAAAAAGAAAUUGCAGAGUCAGGAAGGUCUUGAACCAUCUCGUCAAAGGUGGUUUUUUGGUGGAAAGUUAUUAGGUGAUAAAAUGCAUAUAGAAGAAGCAAAGAUACAACCAGGUUAUGUAAUACAAGUAAUUGUAAAUCCAGAAAAAUUGGAUGACAGUCCUGUGAAAACAAGUUGAGCUAAUAUUAUACAAGAUAUACAAGUCAUAUUGAACCAUCUUUCUCUGAUAAGCACAUUCUUACCUGCAUUCGAAGUAAGAAUAUAUUUCUUUUUUAAUUUUAUAUUGUGUCAUUAUUAAGAGCAAAGCAGCAAUUCUUGAAGUGAUUUUUUAUAAUAAAAUGCACUUAAAACAUAAUUCUCGUAAUAUAUAAUUGUUAUAAGUAUUAAAUAAUAUUGCGUUUAAAUUGUGGGUUGUGAUUAUUUAAUUUUUAUUAAUUUAUAUACUAGCUCAAAAGAAAAAUACAGUGCUAAAUACAUGCCGAAAUAAUCUCUUAAAGAGUCUUUAUUAACAUUGGUUUAUUAACAUAAGUUACAUACUUAUACAAAAAGAAGUAUAAACACGAUUGGUAAUUAAUAACAUUUACCUCAUAGCAGGAAUGUUGUUAUACUAAUUUGUUACUACCAACGAAGGUGCUGGUGCUGUAACACUUGGGAAACUAAGUAUACAUGUAGAAAAUUAUUCUAUGCUGCUUAUUAAACCAUGUUGCAUAAUUAUAUGAUAUAAGAAUAAGAACAUACACUUAAAAAAAAGAUUAUAAUAAUAACAAUAAUAAUAAUAAGAAAAUUACGGAAAUAUUGAUGAAUAUAAAAAUACAAUGGACAAUAGUGAAAAAAUGAACAAGGUAUAUGCUGAUUAUUAAAUUGCAUUCUUUUGUUGUGUUUCUUACAGAUUUUAUUUUCUAGGCUUUUUGGAUUUAUAAUUAAUAACUAUAAUUUUUCUAAGGAUAAAUCAAUAGAAAAGAUUAUUAACAACCUUUGUUGCAUAAUGUGUGAAAUAUACAGUUCAAUGAUGUUUUUCUUUUGAUCGAAUUCAUUAAACUUUUGUAAACGUAUUGUGAAUGUCUAUAAGACAUAAGUUUGAAUUAUUUCACAAAAGUACAUGUUUGGCCUAUUAGUGGCCUAAAAUCUUCGAUUCCUUCCUAUAAGUACUAAUAAGAUAUUAUAUAAGGUCUACAUAGCUGAAUAAUGCACGAGAAAAGAUGUAAGACUAAUAAUUAAAUUACAUGUGGUGCAGAACGUAUAAUUUUUAUACAAUUUUAUCAGCACAAUCACUUUCACAUCUGUGUUAUAUGUGCUUAUGAUAAAAUGAUCAACACAGUAAAAUCAAUAUUGCUAGUUCAAUUUUAAUAGCACCUAAUUCUUACUUCUGCCCCACAUGUUACACAGAAAGCAAAAAUGAUAUAAAGUAUAAUUAUAAAAAAUGACAUAUUAUGCGUGUGAAUUUAUUGACUGUACUAACACAGCAGUGAUAAAGUUUGUUUUUCAUAUGCAUUGAUCAUAAAAUUAUAAUAUAUAGUAUUGCGUGUGCGUGUAUGUAUAAUACGUAAUAUAUUAAAUAUGUAUGUAUACAGGUACAUACGUUGGUUCCACUAUUCUCAAUUUGAGUGUCAAAGCAAACAUAUUUAAUCUUAUAAGUAACUUAUUUAUAAAUUGGGUAAUUGCAUACAAGUUAUAAUGACAAAAAAAUGACUGGAAGCAACCACUAAAAGAUAUGAACAUAAGUGUAUAAAACCCUGUUCAUAUAAAAAAAAAAUGAAAUCUUGUGUUAACUAUGCAUUUCCUUGACAUAUUAUAAAAAUUAGUGCAAAUAAAGGGAGCACUUGUUUUAAAUUUAAGAGUUUCAGAUA